AGGGUUUCGCUCGCUGCCUCGUAGCGUGGCAACAAUGGCGUUCAAUCAGAAGAACCCUCCGUGGCAGCGCAAUGCUGGCCACCAAGGCAUCACCAACAUGCAAACUAUAGUCAGCUUUCCGCAAGCGCAGCCCGUUUACAACCCGAGCAUAGGUCUGCAGCAACAGCAAAAUAUCUCCAUUCUGCCUCCAAUGGGUCUCCAGCAACAGCAGAUUUACUCGCACACAGUGCAGUAUCCUGCCGCCCGUACUAUAGGCGCGAUCAGUUUCCAAAACCAACCGCAACCACAACCGGCCCAAGCCCCGGUGAAUCAAAAUCCGUCAAAAUUCAAUCCAAAUAACCGAGUAUUCAGCGGGACUGGCACGGUGACGAAGACUCAUAGCGACUGCGGGUUCAUCGAUGAUGAGGUGUUUUUCCACACGAAUGUAUGUGUCAAGGGGGUGAUUCCGAAGGAAGGCGAUCGUGUUCUGGUGGAUGCUGCUUACAAUUCUAACAUGCCGUUCAAAUGGAACGCGUCCCGAGUGCAGUUGUUGCACCCAACCAACACAAACUCUCCGGCAACGGGCGCGCAUGUGAAUACCGCUGGAAGAUCGCACGGAGGAACAAUUUACAAUGCUAUUGCGAUGGGUUCGCAGGAAGUCGGAAAUCGAUCCCGUAAUCGUUAUAGUCCACCUUACAAAUCGCCCGACCGGCAAUCGCAUCGCGCUUCAAACAACCGAUCGAACAAGGAAGAGUUUGAUGAACCCGAGCGCCGACGUCGCCGUGAGGAACGCGACAAUGAUCGACCGUAUCGCGAAAAGCAACGGGAACGUUCUAACGAACGUCGUGAAAAGGAACGCAGUCCGGUGCGCAGGUCGUCGCCAAAACGCAGACGUGUUCGCUCGGUUCCCCGUUAUAUGGUACAAGUGCCAAAACAUCUUCUAACCAUAAAAUCUGCAGAAGUAAUGGAAGUGCGUCGGCGAUAUAACAAUCUCUACAUUCCGUCAGACUUUUUUAUCUCGGAUAUCCGCUGGACAGAAUCGUUUCUACCCGGUGAAGCCUUCUCCAUUCGCAACUCAUGCCAAUUUCACAUCAUGCACAAGGAUGUCGAAUCGCCAGAGCAACAGCUUGGCCAUAUUCCCGACGACACCGGCUUAGAUCCAGCCGAUGCAGACUACCUAUAUAGUGCAAAAGUGAUGCUCAUAAGUACGCCUCCUAUCGAAGAGUUUUAUGAGAAGUGUUUUGCGAAGGGCGAGGACCGCUAUGACGUAGAGCGCGACUACAUGCAUCCUACUAGACUAAUCAGUUUUCUCGUUGGUACGCGUGGCAAAAAUGAAACUAUGGCCAUCGGUGGACCUUGGUCACCAUCGUUGGAUGGACUAAACCCUUACUCCGAUCCAACCGUGCUGGUCCGGACGGCGAUACGCACUUGUAAAGCAAUGACAGGAAUUGAUCUUUCGAAAUGCGCCCACUGGUACCGUUUCGUGGAGCUCUAUUACCGUCGUUCCGAAACCCAGCACAAGGGUCGUUUGAUUCCACCACGUGUAGAAACGGUGGUCAUAUUUCUGCCCGAUAUGCGCUCCUGCCAGCCAACCCUCUUGGAGUGGGAGCAAACCCGGCUUUGCUACAAAGCUAGCUUGGCCCGCGUUAUUAACAGUAGCAGCUCUAUUGACAGCGGCGCCGAGGAAGCGAACCAGGGUAUUGCUAAACGUAAAACUCAGGAUGAUGCAGCAGCAACGCUCCUGCAGGGUAAACAGCCUGCAUCUUCAGAAGCAACAUCGUCGUCACCGUCGUCGAUAUUGUCAUCUGCAGAAACAAUAGCAAUAGUAGCACCAUUGGCCGUAGCCGUAGAUCAGAAUUCAACGGGUGACACCGACGAAGCGGAUGCAACGGCUACGAUCGUAACUCCCUCAACAGCAGAAGCAGCAAUAUCACUAGCAGCAGUUCCGUCAGAACCAGUAGCAGAGUUAACAACAGAAGCAGCCACUGCACCACCAUUGUUGGGCGUUGUGUAUCCGGCAACAUCACAGACAGCAGCAUCAACGGUGACAGAAACAGAGCAAGCGGGGAAGCAGCAGUUCGGCACCAACAACACCUCAUUAGCAUCUUCGAUAAUGGAAGUCUCGGAACCUGGAAAAACACUGAGUGCAGAAACGGAUACGAUUGAUCUUAUGGAAUACAAAAAGAUGAAGGUUGCUGAACUAAAGGCCGAGUUGACUGUUCGUAAUCUGCCCACUGACGGGAUUAAAGCUGUGCUCCUAUCUCGCCUGUCCGCGGUAAUCAUUAAGGAGCAGCAACAGAAGCAGCAACAGCAGCUACAGCAGCUACAGCAGCUACAGCAACAGCAGCAGCAGCAGCAGCAGCAGCAGCAGCAGCAGCAGGAGCAGCAGGAGCAGCAGGAGCAGGAGCAGCAGCAGCAGCAGCAAAAACAGCAGCAGGAACAGCAGCAGCAGGAGGAGAAGGAAGAGCAGCAGCACGAGCAGGAACAAGAGCAGCUGCAUGAGAAGUCAAAUGAGCAGCAGGAACAGCAGCAGAAACAGCAGGACCAACACUCAAUGGAAACUGAUAAUUUAGAAGAUGAUGUUGAAAAUCCUAUGACCCUACCUGAUGAAGAGAUUCUCGUCACAGCCGAGGAGGCAGCGGCGGUAAUCAAAGAACUAGAAGCAUCACCAGAAAUUAAACCUUCGUGCGAACCAGCAAUUAACAGUGAAAACACAAUUAAUCAAGCCGUUGACAAUGACGCAUCAAUGGAAGUUGAUAAUGACGAUGCCGCGUCAAUAAUGGCAAAUACUAAAGUAAAGUCGGAGGGCAAACCAACGGUUCAAAAGGUUAAGCUUAGUGAAAAAGAGCGUCAGCUGUUGGAUAAACGCUACGUAUUGCCGGAGAAACCACAUAUUAUUGUGCAUCCGUCACGUGUUGCUAAGUCGGGAAAGUUUGACUGCUCAGUUAUUUCCCUAUCGGUGUUGCUUGACUAUCGUCCGGAAGAUACAAAGGAGUACUCCUUCGAGGUAUCGCUGUUCGCCGAGCUAUUUAAUGACAUGCUGGCUCGCGAUUUUGGCUUCAAAAUCUACAAAGAGUUAUGUUUGCUCCCUGCUGCGAAAAAAGAAGGCGAUAAGAAGGAUGGCACUGCUGAUGGGGCGAUUUCAAAAACUGUUUCUGAAAGUGGCAAAUCAAACGGAGACGAUCAAAAACCAACAUCUGGAGAUAAGGGUGACGAUGGUAAACGGGUUGGUGAUACGGAAGAGCGUGAGACACGUAAGCGUUCAACGCGUCAUCCUGGUGAAAGUGACGAGGAUCGUAAUGCAAGAGAAAAAGCUGUCAAACCGCACAUCAACACGGAUCUUCAGCUCUCGUUUCUCUAUUUUGACGUUACGCAUUGUGGCUACAUUUUUGAAAAGGAUUUAGAGGAAAUCAUCUACACACUUGGCCUCAAUCUCCCCCGCUCACAAAUACGCAAAAUAGUGGCCAAAGCUACCGUUCGCGAUACAUUACAUUACCGUAAACUGACGGAACGUCUGCCAAUCGAUCCAACGGCGGAGGCGCUGGAAGACUCAGAAUCCGAACAAAAAAAGCUGCCAGAUAAUGAAGGCACUGGUAGUGAUGCCGCACAGGAGGCCCUUGACGACGGUGCGGGAAAAGCAAUAUCGGACAAGAUCGUGACCGAAAUUACUCGUGGUAAUACGGACUACAAAAUGCAAAUCAAACAAAGUCUGGAUCGUUUAGUAAACGACCCGGAUAGAGAGAAACACCAUUCCGGCAGUAAUUCAAAGGAAUUCGACACAGGAAAGAGCGAAGGAGCAUCUUCAAUGCAAAACGGCUUUUUCGAAUACAACGGUUCCAUCAUUGACGUAGCGAAGAUGCUGGAGCGAAUGAAUCGCACUGAGGCAGAACUGGAUACCACAAAGAAAUUGUUGCUGAUUUCGGAGGUCAAUAACGUCGAAUUGAGGUCUAACAACAGCCUGACCAACAAUAAAGUAAGGGAGUUGGUCGGCGAAACGAAAAACUUGACAAGAAAGUUGAUCGAUAUUGAGCAAACUGUGCGCGAUCUUUCGAAAAAGAAUACCGAAUACUAUGCAAUUAUGAACAAUGUUUACGACCGUCUGGGUGCCGUUGUACACAAACGAGAUCGUAAACGAUCCACUUCGACCGUAUCAUCCAAGCGAGAAAGCUCCAAGGAAAAAUCAUCAUCUACAGUGUCAUCCCGCUACAAGGAGAGAGAAUCUUUGCCAGAAAUAAAGAAGGAGGGAGAGAAAGAUAAAGAGAAAAGUAAGAUCAAAGAGGCCAGCGGCGGAAUAGUUGACGAACACCGCAAGGAGACUAUCGAAGACACGAAGACAUUGGACACAGCUGACCCGACCAUACCGCAGACAUCUGGCAAGACAAGCAUCGUAGCAAAUAAGAGCCAAGAAUGAGCUAUCUUGAAGCUUCGGCGCAAUGAUAGGUUUUAGUUGAUUCUGCGCAAAACAUUCAAUUUUAUUCAUAGGUUUAAGUUAAGAGCGCAAUUGCGCCACGCUUGUUUUUCAUUUUAUAAUUAACAAACUAAUCUUGUUUUGGCAAGCAAGCAGUUCACGUUUCUUGUGUAGUAGAAGCGCAUUACUACCAACAGCAGGUUCAGAUUAAUAAUUACUGAUUUGCAUUACUGUACUCUUAGUGUACUCGAAUAGAGGAGCGGUUCGCAACCACUAGCUUCUAUGGAGCAGCAGAUACGCACGGAGAGCGGAUCGGAAAGGAGCAGAUGCGCACGGAAUUUUCUAACACCAUUCACAAUUUAAUUAAUCUCAGUAUUUGCAUCAUCGCGCAUAGCAAGGCAUGCUUACUGCUAGCCUUAAAACACAUUUUUUUCAUUUUGAUUUUACGUUUACUUGCAUGAUUUUUUAAGCUACGCGAACAUUGGAAUGUACUGCUACCACUGUUCUGCGAACCAAUUGUACAAUAAACAAAAUAUCUUUUUUUAAUUUUUCUAAUUGUAAAUACCACAAUCAAGAGCAAAAUAAAAUAAAAUGUACUUAUGCA
Molecule: messenger RNA, 4991 nt
Organism: Anopheles bellator
Lineage: Eukaryota; Metazoa; Arthropoda; Insecta; Diptera; Culicidae
Product: cell division cycle and apoptosis regulator protein 1-like
Exons: 10
Coding region: 35-4390 (1451 amino acids)
Biological process (GO): regulation of DNA-templated transcription
Cellular component (GO): nucleus
Source: RefSeq, a predicted model, not a curated record